AUGGCUGAUUUAAUUGCCUUCCACUCUUACCAUUCUCGCCGCAGUCUUCUCUCCCCAUCCACCAUGCUCCCCCGGACCACCAAUCACAAACGAUCCAAUUCCACGGAGAACCGCUCCCUUUCUCCCGAUCGAACACUCACGAAAGCGAAGUCGGCAAACGAUCUGGCGGCCAUUCUAUCGCCCAGCCGACCAAACCCUAACCUUCGCUCGACGAGCGUCGGAAACCUUCCGGACAGCGGAUUCAGUACGUUGAAGGAUCCUCGACUAGGGAAUCAUCUCAAUGCGUCCGAAUCCUCUUCCCCGCAAUCGCAUCAUCCCGAUCUCAGUAGCGAAGUCGCUGCUCUCAGUGUGAAGCUCGUCGAAGCUAUCAACACACAGACCACCCUGGAUGACAACCUAGUCGCCGCCCGUCAAGAACUGGAGCAAGCACGGAACCGGAUUCAGACUCUGGAAACAGAAAAUGAAAAGUAUCGGCGAGAUAUAGAACAGGAAGUCCUGGUCAAGAAGUCCGACUACGAGUAUGAAAUUAUGCGUCUCAAGGCCGCCUUGGCCGAUGAAAAGGCGCAGCGUGCUCUGGUCGAGAAGGAGAAAAAGGGAAUUGAACAGGAACUGGAAACGCUAACAGCGGCGCUCUUCGAGGAGGCUAAUAAGAUGGUUGCUGCGGCUAAGCACGAGCGCGAAGCUGUAGAAAAGAAAAACGAGCAACUCCGUUCUCAAGUGAAAGACACCGAGUCACUGCUUGCAUCGCAGCAAGAACAGCUCUCCGAGCUGAAGGCCGUCCUCCAGGGUAUGAACGUGCCAAGAGAAGACAUCGAAACCCGUACAGUCGCGUCGACGACACCCUCCUCCCCAGCUGGGCCUCAGCGUAUCUCUGGAAUUACAUCGAAUUAUGCUGAAAGUCCCGCGGCGCUGGAACCCUCACCUGACAUUGAAACCCACACUCCCGGCCCGUCCACCAGCUUCCCUCACCUUAUCAAACCGGUUUGUCGGACCGAUAUUCAGGCGUUCGAGGAUUUCAAGGAAUUGUUCAGUUUGUCUUGCACAUCCAAGCCUCCCAGCCGGGCUGCAAGCGGCUCUUAUGCGGGACUGAACGUCAUGAGUCUCGCCAGUUUGAGCGCCAGUGGGUUCGGGUCGGCAUCUUCGUCGCCAGCGAAGGCGGCUCACUCUCCCAAUGGAAGCUUAUCGUCGCCGCAGCCCUCGACCUCUCACAUCCCAUUGAAAGAAACCCGCUUCUACAAACGCGUUCUUUCGGAGGACAUUGAGCCGACGCUGCGACUUGAUGCGGCCCCGGGGAUUUCUUGGCUAACUCGACGCUCUGUGCUCAGUGGAAUCUGCGAGGGGAGCCUCGUUGUGGAACCGAUGCCGCAAAGCGUAAAGAAGUAUGAAUUUCCCUGUUCGCUUUGUGGCGACCGGCGGACCGGGCCUGUCAACGAGAGAACCCAUCGGUUUCGCACCUCGGACAGCGAAACAGCUCAGAGAUAUCCCCUUUGCGUUCUGUGUCUCGAGCGAGUGCGGUCGUGCUGCGAGUUCACCGGAUAUCUCCGCCUAAUCCUCGACGGACAUGUCCGCGUCGGUGACGCGGAGGAAGAAAAGGACGCUUGGGAGGAAACGGUGCGUUUGCGGGAGAGAAUGUUCUGGUCCCGCAUUGGAGGUGGCAUCGUACCGGUGUCUGCUCCAACCAAUGGUGUUGAGAAUGCCCCUGAAAUCGAGCGACAUUUGCAUACCAUUCCCAGUGUCUCCACCGAUGAUGGCCGGGAUCUAGUCUGCGAAUCUGCCGACUCUCCUGUUCUGCCUCAAGAUUACCACGACCUGCCCGGCGACAUAGAUAGCCGCAGAUCGUCUGUGGCUGAAGAUCCCUAUGUCUCUGCAGCUUCGGAAUCACCGGCUAGCAGCGCGGCUGUCUCAGCAUCUUUCGAGAACGAGGCCCCCAACAUCGGCUCUAUACCAGACGCCAAGUCGGAGCAAAGUAUAGAACACACCACUAUUGUCGCCGUUGAUGUCGAUGGCUGUGAUCCCAAAACUCCAUUGCCGGUCGAGGAGUCCGUGGUUCAUGAAGCCACCGUGGAACACACCAUUGACCACCAGACGCGAUGA
Molecule: messenger RNA, 2094 nt
Organism: Aspergillus terreus NIH2624
Lineage: Eukaryota; Fungi; Ascomycota; Eurotiomycetes; Eurotiales; Aspergillaceae
Product: guanine nucleotide exchange factor SEC2
Exons: 3
Coding region: 1-2094 (697 amino acids)
Biological process (GO): exocytosis
Cellular component (GO): cell tip; Golgi to plasma membrane transport vesicle
Molecular function (GO): guanyl-nucleotide exchange factor activity
Source: RefSeq, a predicted model, not a curated record